Molecule: messenger RNA, 726 nt
Organism: Colletotrichum destructivum
Lineage: Eukaryota; Fungi; Ascomycota; Sordariomycetes; Glomerellales; Glomerellaceae
Product: Putative alpha-acetolactate decarboxylase
Exons: 1
Coding region: 1-726 (241 amino acids)
Biological process (GO): acetoin biosynthetic process
Molecular function (GO): acetolactate decarboxylase activity
Source: RefSeq, a predicted model, not a curated record
AUGGCCGUCAACGAAAUCUUCCAGUACUCCAUCAUCUCGGCCCUCAUGGACGGCGUCGCCUCCACCGGCCUGCCCGUGUCCCAGCUCAUCGCCCACGGCGACCACGGCCUCGGCACGUUCCGCCACAUGGUCGGCGAGAUGAUCAUCCUCGACGGGAAGCUCUACCAGAUGAAGUCGGACAACACCGUCCACCCCGUCGACACGAGCCCGGCCUCGGACGCCGUCGCCCCCUUCGCCAUGGUCACCCGCCUGCGGCCGACCGCCACCGUCCGCGCCGCCUUCGCCGACAAGAAGCAGCUCUUCGAGCACCUGUCGCGGGAGUUCCCUGACUCGAAGAACUUCUUCCUCGCCAUCCGCAUCGAGGGCGUCUUCAAGGGCAUCACGGUGCGCACGGCGGGUGGGCAGAGCAGGCCUGGCGAGGGCCUCGUCGAGGUCGGCCGGAACCAGGCGUCGCACACGUUCGAGGAGCCGGUGCGCGGCACCGUCAUCGGGUUCCGGUCGCCCGAGUACACCAUGGGCAUCAGCGUCGCCGGCGACCACCUGCACUUCAUCACCGAGGACCGCACGCAAGGGGGCCACAUCCUGUCGUUCGGGACGGACGGCGAGGUGGACAUCGGCGCGGCGCAGAUCUCAAAGUGGCACCUGGAGCUGCCGACCAACGACCCGGAGUUCAGCAGGGCGCCGCUGGAGGGGGACAAGGAGGGUAUCGCAGCUGUUGAGGGGUAG